Molecule: messenger RNA, 1617 nt
Organism: Patella vulgata (common limpet)
Lineage: Eukaryota; Metazoa; Mollusca; Gastropoda; Patellidae
Product: mediator of RNA polymerase II transcription subunit 20
Exons: 4
Coding region: 16-744 (242 amino acids)
Biological process (GO): regulation of transcription by RNA polymerase II
Cellular component (GO): mediator complex
Molecular function (GO): transcription coactivator activity
Source: RefSeq, a predicted model, not a curated record
CAAACGAAACGAAUAAUGAAUUGCGAACCACUGAAAGAAGGGAGUUUUAAACCGCUUCAGCUGCAACCGGGAUACAUUGCACAAAACAUAUUGUCGCAACGAGACAAACUAAACAGAUAUCACAGUGUUUAUUACUAUCCUGUACCAGAAGGUAAAAGUGGACAGCAAGUAGUUGAUGGCAUUCAGAAACAAAUUGAGUUAUUAGGUGCUGUUAAAACAGGAAAUUUUUGCGUUGAUUGUGAAACAUUUCAGGCAGGAUCAGGAAUACAGAACACACCACAGAGACAAGUGAACAUACUACACAGUAGUGAACAACCAGCUUCAUGUUUUGCUAUUCUAGACACAGGAACUUGUUUGGUGGCUGAUGCUUUAUUUGAUGGUCUCAUGCAGAAAUUAAAACAUUAUUAUCAACAAAGAAAGGGCUCAAAAAUAGAAUCAAAGGGUCAAAGAUAUGAAUAUGGUGAUUUUAUCUUUAAGGUUGGGUCUGUGUCACAAGCAUCUAAUUUUAAAGGGAUACUUAUUGAGAUAGAAUAUUGUCCAUGUGUGGUAGCUGGUGAUUGUAUGAAUUUAAUGAAAGAGAUGUCACAGAGUCUUCUAGGUAGUGCAGUAGCAGAACAACAGUCUUCAUUUCUUAAAACUAAAACAGAUAUGAUCUAUACCCCUGCGGACACAAUGUCUCAAUAUCUUGAACAUUUUAACAACUUUAAAAAAGCUACAUCAGUUAAUCAGGCCAUGAAUAGAUGAAAACAUUAUAUGAUAUUACAGUGGAAUAUACAUCCCAGGUUUUGUCAGAAUCUAGCACCAUAAGGCCAAAAUAGUGUUAAUUGUAAACUGUUGUCAACAGCCAUUAAUAAUUACUCGCCCCCCCCCCCCCCCUUUAGUUUACAGGAAUUUGAACUUUGUGACCUUGUAGAGGAAAGUCUGAUAUUGAUAAUGAUCUAUAAUUUUGUUAUAUAGUAAAGGUUACAGUGGUUUGGGUUGGCAGCUAUCUGGUUAUGUUGACAACUAACUCAACUCUAGUAACUAUUCUGACUGAUUUGUUUAGUUUGUGCUGCAAGAUAGAAAAAUAUUUAUAUAAGGUCUUUUGUAUCUUUCAUCACCAAGCAGCAAACAUAUAUACAAACAAAAGUUUUAAAAUCUUAAUGAGAUCUUACAGGAAUGGACAUUUUGAUGUACUAAUAACUAUGCUGUCCAUUUCAAAAUUCGAAAUGAGGAUGUUUUUUUAUGUUUAUAUUGUUUACAACAAACUUGAUCUUUCUUCCCCAGAAGGUAACAGUUUUAAGAUAUUUUAUAUGUCAAAUUUAAUGUAUUCUUAUUGGUGAAAGUACAAAUUUUAGGUGUUUAAGUGCAGCAUUCCUAGAUAUCCAUAUAACUAUAAGAGUAUGUAAAUUGAUUGUAGACAUUAGCUUGUCAUUAUAAUGAGAGUCUGAUAUUAACCAUCUAUAAAGAAGUAACACUUAUGUCAGUGUGGUAUUACAGUGGAUAUAUCAUAUCCAUUCUGAAACAUUUCCAAAUUCAUAAAAUGAACAUGCAAUUAUUAGUAGGUGGACAGUAAGUUUAUUGUAUUCUGUCAUUUUAUUGUAUCAAAACAAUUGAUUAUAAAUGAUUACAUUACCA